Messenger RNA from Pan troglodytes (chimpanzee), 4908 nucleotides. It is a transcript of the gene KRABD3, whose product is annotated as KRAB-A domain containing 1. NCBI's taxonomy places the organism in Eukaryota, Metazoa, Chordata, Mammalia, Primates, Hominidae. Gene Ontology annotation, biological process: regulation of DNA-templated transcription. The transcript is spliced from 16 exons. The record is from RefSeq and is a predicted model, not a curated record. The coding region runs from base 1229 to 4384 and encodes 1051 amino acids.
GAGAUGGAGUCUCGCCGUAUUGCCCAGACUGGAGUGCGAUGGCGUGAUCUUGGCUCACUGCAACCUCUGCUUGAGGCAGGGUCAAGCAAUUCUCCUGCCUCAGCCUCCUGAGUAGCUGAGAUUACAGGUGCCCACCACCACACCUGACUAAUUUUUGCAUUUUUAGUAGAGACAAGGUUUCACCAUAUUGGCCAGGCUGGUCUCGAACUCCUGAUCUCAGGUGAUCUGCCUGCCUUGGCCUCCCGAAGUGCUGGGAUUACAGGCGUGAGCCACCGCACCCAGCCGAAGGAUUAUUUUGUAAAGAAACAUAGACAAAAAUGUUCGUGUUAUUUUAAAAAGCCGCAGGGUAGGAGGAGAUGAGUACAGAGAAUAGGAGAUAGGAGUACAGAGUGUAAAGGAGCCUGGUGACCCAAAGCUUCCAAGGGCAACCCCAGGUUUCUUCUGAGCACUUCUCUAAACCCAGCACACAAACUAGGUGGACAGCAAGAAUGUCUUCUCUCACAGCCCUGCAGACCCGAAGCCCUACGUCACAGUGUGGGCAGGCCACACUCCCUCUGAAGGCUCUGGGCCAGGAUCCUUCUUGCCUCUUGUGGCUUCUGGUGGCCCUGGGCAUUCCUUGGCUUGUGGCUGCAUGACUGUAGUCUCUGCCUGUCUUCACACAGCUUUCUUCUUUUGUGUCUGUCUCUGUGUCUCUUCUGAUAAGGAAUGAGUCAUACUGGACUAAGGGACCCCCCUACUUAAGAGUAUGACCUCAUCUUAAGUAAUUCCAUCUGCAGGGACUCUGUUUCUAAAUAAGGUCCUACUUACAGGCGUGAGGGUUAGGACUUCAGCGUGUCUCUGCAGAGACACAGCUCACCCCCGGCACUGUCUCUUGAGGGGAUUCCUGCAUGUCAGACCCUGGCUAUUAUCCUGGAGUGUGCGCCUGGAGGCCUAGGUGGGGUUACCAAGUGCAGGGACAGCUAGGCUGUCCCCUCUGGGAUGGAACAACCAACCCCCCCGGAGACUGUGCCUGCAGGUGUCCAUCACCUUCAAGGACUUGGCCGUGCGGUUCUCGGAGGAGGAGUGGCGGCUCCUGGAGGAGGGGCAGAGGGAGUUCUACCGAGACGUGAUGCGGGAGAACUACGAGACGCUGGUCUCUGUGGGUUCUAGGUACAAUUCGGUGGGGGUAUGCGGCGGCCUCUGAGGUUCCGACCACUCUGCGGUUCUUUGAGUUUAAGUGGUCACGUGAAUGUGCACAGACCUGCAGGGGCCUGGGCUGCGAUGCAACUGUGUGCGAAGCGGAGACCACUCCAUUCCCAGGGCCACAGUUCCCUCUUCUUUCCCAGGGACAGCUGAGCUGCUCCCCCUCUCUGCUUUCCUGUCACCCUCAGAGCCUGGAAGAGCUGUUGGGGGAGGGAGCCACGCUGAUGAGGGGCAGGAGCCUGCUGGUUGUGGAGAUCCCCAGGGGGGACAGCCCCGGCACAGCCUGCACCUCACAGCCCUGGUGCAGCUGGUGAAGGAGAUCCCAGAGUUCUUGUUUGGAGAAGUCAAGGGCGCUAUGGACAGCCCCGAGAGCGAGAGCCGGGGAGCCAGCCUGGAUGGAGAGCGAGCGAGCCCCGAGGCAGCUGCGGCAAGAGAGCCCUGCCCUCUCCGAGGCCUGCUCAGCUGCCUUCCAGACGGCCCUACCAGCCGGCCCCACCUGGCCACCACGCCCACCGACAGCUCAUGUUCCAGUGGCCCAACUGGUGACGGGGUCCAGGGAAGUCCUCUCCCCAUCAAAACUGCCGACAAACCGUGGCCUACAAGGAAGGAAGGCCCAGGAGCCCUGGGCGGGGAGCCCAGCCCUCCCACCCAUAGCCCCAGCAGAAGGAAGAGCCACAGAGGACAGGAGAGAGGGACCUCGGAGGCUGGAAUUUCUCCUGGGAACAGCCCCUUGCAAGGCCUCAUCAACUGUCUGAAGGAAAUCCUUGUGCCUGCGCCCCGGCACCCCGAGACAUCCCCAAGCUUCUUGCCACCUCUCCCUAGCCUGGGCACGUCCAGGCUAACCAGAGCAGACCUGGGGCCUGGGAGCCCGCCCUGGGCAGUGAAGACCGAGGCGGUUUCAGGGGAUUGUCCCCUCCAGGGUCUGCUAAACUGUCUGAAGGAGCUCCCCGAGGCCCAGGACAGGCAUCCCAGUCCCUCAGGAGUGGGGAACCGACGGCUACAGGAGAAUCCAGGAGCCUGGAAAAGGGGUUCUGGAGGGCCUGGAUGCCUCCUGACCCCUCCUCCCUGUCCUGGUCUUGGAGCUGGCAGUCUGCUCUCUGUGAAGAUGGAGAACAGCUGGGUCCAGAGCCCCCCAGGACCCGCAUCCUGUCAGCCUGGCAGGCAGCCCCUCAGUCCCUCAGCCACUGGAGACACCAGAGGGGUCCCCCAACCCAGCUGGGGCCCUGAGGCUCAAGCUGCCAGUGCCUCAAGCUCACCGCUGGAAGCCCUGGAAGCCUGUCUGAAGGGCAUUCCCCCAAAUGGGUCGUCACCUUCCCAGCUGCCACCCACUUCUUGUUCCCAGAACCCCCAGCCAGGAGACUCUAGGUCUCAGAAGCCUGAACUGCAACCCCAUAGAUCACACAGUGAAGAAGCGACCAGAGAGCCUGUUCUGCCUCUGGGUCUGCAGAGCUGUGUGAGAGAUGGCCCCACCAGGCCCCUGGCCCCCCGAGGAACCCCCACCAGCUUCUCCUCAUCCAGCAGCACCGACUGGGACCUGGAUUUUGGGAGUCCUGUGGGGAACCAGGGGCAGCAUCCUGGAAAAGGAAGCCCACCAGGAAGCUCCCCGCUGCAGGGUCUGGAGAAUUGUCUCAAGGAGAUACCUAUGCCUGCGCUGCGGCCUGCCUGGCCCUGCUCCUCAGCAGCAGACAGGGGACCGAGGAGAGCAGAGCCCAGGAACUGGACAGCAGACAAGGAAGGACUGAGGGCCGAGGCCCGCGAGUCAGCCCGUCUCGGGCAGAGUAGGGGAGAAGCGCCCACCCGGAGCCUCCAUCUGGUCAGCCCACAGGUGUUCACCUCCAGCUGCGUCCCCGCCUGCCACCAGCGGGGGUUCAAAGACCCUGGGGCCACCAGGCCAGGAGUGUGGAGGUGGCUCCCAGAGGGGUCUGCCCCCAAGCCCUCCCCGCUGCACUGCCUGGAGAGCGCCCUGAGGGGGAUCUUGCCUGUAAGGCCCUUGCGCUUCGCCUGCGUGGCAGGCCCCAGCCCCAGCCCCAGCCCCGGCUCCAGCUCGAGCUUCAGCGGCUCUGAAGGAGAAGACCCGAGGCCAGAGCCUGAGCUCUGGAAGCCGCUCCCCCAGGAGAGGGACCGCCUUCCCAGCUGUAAGCCUCCUGUCCCUCUGUCCCUAUGUCCUGGUGGGACCCCUGCUGGCAGCAGUGGCAGCAGCCCUGGUGAAGACCCCAGGAGAACAGAGCCCAGGUACUGCAGCGGCCUCGGUGCAGGUACAGCUCAGGAUCCCUGCCCGGUUUCUCAGCUGGAGAAAAGGCCCAGGGUUAGUGAAGCAUCCAGAGGCCUGGAGCUUGGACAUGGAAGACCCAGAGUUGCAGCCAAGACCCAUGAGAGGCUGCUCCCCCAGGGCCUGCCUGAGCUGCCCAGUGAGUCUCCCCCUCCGGAGCUGCCCCCUCCGGAAGCUGCGCCUCCUGUGUUGCCAGCCUCCUCCCUGCAGCCGCCAUGCCACUGUGGGAAGCCCCUGCAGCAGGAGCUGCACAGCCUCGGUGCUGCCCUUGCGGAGAAGCUGGAUCGGCUCGCCACGGCGCUGGCAGGCCUGGCUCAGGAAGUGGCCACCAUGAGGACCCAGGUGAAUCGGCUGGGGAGGCGCCCCCAAGGCCCUGGGCCAAUGGGCCAAGCUUCCUGGAUGUGGACCCUCCCACGGGGACCUCGCUGGGCUCAUGGCCCUGGUCACAGACACCUGCCCUACUGGAGGCAGAAGGGACCCACGAGGCCUAAACCAAAGAUCCUGCGUGGCCAGGGAGAGAGCUGCAGGGCUGGUGACCUGCAAGGACUCUCCAGAGGGACCGCUCGCCGGGCACGUCCGCUGCCUCCAGACGCUCCCCCGGCAGAACCUCCUGGGCUCCACUGCAGCUCUUCCCAGCAGCUGCUGUCCUCUACACCCAGCUGCCAUGCUGCGCCGCCUGCACACCCCCUCCUCGCACAUACCGGGGGCCACCAGAGUCCCCUUCCCCCUUUAGUGCCUGCUGCCUUACCCCUGCAGGGAGCCUCUCCUCCUGCAGCCAGUGCAGAUGCAGAUGUGCCGACCUCAGGAGUGGCACCAGACGGGAUCCCAGAGCGGCCCAAGGAGCCGAGCAGCCUGCUGGGAGGAGUGCAGAGGGCCCUCCAGGAAGAACUGUGGGGUGGGGAGCACAGGGACCCGAGAUGGGGGGCGCAUUGAUGGCAUUCCUCUUCUCCACAUCUGCUCGUUCUUGCCGAGGGUGCAGUGGUGGCGUGGAAGCCCUGUCACCCCACCCCAGGCCACCCUCUCCCAGAGGACGCCAUCUCCCUUACUGUUGCUGGGAGCCUCGCCCUUUGUCCCAACUGGGUAGAGCCCCCAGGUGCUGUUUGCUCAGAAGGCUGCUGUGGGGGUGCCUUCCUCAGCCUCUGGCCCUCUUGGCUCAGAUUCAAUCAAAUGUUGCUUCCCUCUCCUGUCUUUCCCACUGGAGCCGCCCAAGCUUGUAGGUGGGUGGUGUGCAUAGGCCAUGUGUGCCCCACAUAUGCAGGGGGUGCCCCACACAGCUAGAGCGGCCAGGAGAGCGCCUCCUAACCACCAGCUGUUCCUGAUCUCAGGAGCCUUGAAGGGCUGGGCUCUUGCCUUCCUGGAGUAAAUAUUGGCACAGAUUUCAUUUGAGAGAACUCAGCCCCCUGGUCUAAGCUGGACUUACCUCUGUGGAUUCUGAAAUUAAAGAAGUGAGUUGCUAA